Molecule: messenger RNA, 1544 nt
Organism: Rhodamnia argentea
Lineage: Eukaryota; Viridiplantae; Streptophyta; Magnoliopsida; Myrtales; Myrtaceae
Product: serine/threonine-protein kinase OXI1-like
Exons: 2
Coding region: 109-1440 (443 amino acids)
Biological process (GO): protein phosphorylation
Cellular component (GO): plasma membrane; cytoplasm; nucleus
Molecular function (GO): ATP binding; protein serine/threonine kinase activity
Source: RefSeq, a predicted model, not a curated record
GAGAGCAAGUAAUUUUCCUCCAAUUCUUCAGGAUCCACCCGAGACCGGCCCAGCAGCCGAAUUCGGAAUCGAGGAUUGAUCGGAGCCUCCCGCCGGCGGGUUCUUGUCAUGGGCGGCGAUGCGGCGGAUGGCCGCCAGGUCCCCGCGGUGAGCCUCGAAGGCUUGAAGGUGGUUUCCGCCCUGGGGCGCGGGGCCAAGGGAGUGGUGUUUUUGGUCUGGGACGAGGCGCUGGACCAGACCUGGGCGCUGAAGGUGAUACUGAGGGACAACAUCCAGAAGAAGAACGAUAAGGAGGCGGAGAAGGCGAACGCCGACGGCGGCGACGGCGACGAGUACCGGAGGAUCGCUUUCGAGCAGGAGGUCCUGGGGCAGUUCGAUCAUCCGCUGCUUCCGAAGCUCCGCGCCGUCGUGUCGACGGAGAGGAUCGUCGGCUACGCCAUCGAUUACUGCCCCGGCCGUGAUCUCAACUCUCUCAGGAAGAAGCAGACUGAGAAGAUGUUCUCCGAUGAAAUUAUCAGGUUUUACGCGGCGGAAUUGGUUCUCGCGCUCGAGUACUUGCACAGCUUGGGGAUCGUGUACAGAGACCUGAAGCCAGAGAACGUGAUGAUCCAAGAAGACGGCCAUAUAAUGCUCGUCGACUUCGACCUCUCCACUAAGCUAUCUUCGAAAUCCGCUCAAUGCUCUCCGAUCGUCGCCGACCGAGCGCCCAAGCUGCAGUCGGCUAAGUCCAGGAGGCGAUUCUCCCCGCUCCACGGAUGCUGCGGCUCGGGGAUCUCGCCGGACUACUCGGUCCAGUCGAGCAUGCCCGGCCCCAACUCCAUCUUCCCGGUCGAGUCGGGCCCGGCCGCGGGGAAGUGCAACUCCUUCGUCGGGACGGAGGAGUACGUGGCGCCGGAGAUCAUCCAGGGCGACGGCCACGAUUUCGCGGUGGACUGGUGGUCGCUGGGGAUCUUCCUACACGAGAUGCUGUACGGGACGACCCCGUUCCGCGGGUCGAACCGGAAGGAGACGUUCUACCGGAUCCUGACCAAGGAGCCCGAGCUGGUGGGCGAGCCGACGGCGCUGCGGGACUUGAUGAGGAAGCUGCUGGAGAAGGACCCUCGCCGGAGGAUCGGGCUGGAGGGGAUCAAGGGCCACGAGUUCUUCAGCGGGGUGAGGUGGGACACGGUGCUGCGGAUCCAACGGCCGCCGUACGUCCCGCUGGUGGAAGAGCUCGAGGUAAGGAAUAGCAACAAUGGCGACCAGGCGGGGAGCUUCGACGUGGUGGGGUUCGUGGAGGGAAUAUUUGGGGGUGCAGAGAGCGACAGGAAUAAAGAAGAGAGCGAGAAUAAGGAAAAGAAGGGCGGCGACGAGAAUGAGAAUAACAACGGGAACCAGAGGGUUUGGGUUGAGGAGUUGAACGAACAUUCCUCCAAGGCUAACGAUUUUUUGGUUUUCUAACUUUCCGGACAUAUUCUUUUUUUGAAUGAUAUGAGCAAAUGUGUAUAGAUUACCCAUGAACAGAGAUUAUGACGAAAUUCGGAUAACUUCCGAUUCGAUUUUUC